CACGCCCUCUUUUUUCUUUUCCAUUUUCUUUUCUUUUCUUUGUUUUUUUUUUUUUAGGUUUCUAUAAAUGCUUAAUUACCAAACAUGCCUGUAUUAUGAUUAACUUUUACGGUACCGGUAACAUGUGAAACUUACCGCGUUUAACAGCAAAACACAUACAUUACAUGGACUUGCAAAAUCGUCAACAAAAUUCUCCUACACUUGCACCAGGAGGAACCACCUCAGAUUCCUCAAUCUUUCACGCUUUCAAUUCAAUGGAACAAUAGUUGAUUCAUUAUAUUUUGGAAAAAAUCAUGUUUCUAUCUUAGAAAUUGGUGACAACUAUAGAUCCACCUGGGGAAUCUCCAUUGUGCAAUUUUCUUCAGCACCUCUGUUUAAGCUCCAUAAGGGUUCGAAAGAUGUUUGAUCACAAGUUUGAGAAUGAACCGUCUUACUAUAGUGAUUAUUCAUAUGCGGAGAGUAUGUCUGGAGUAGAAGAUUCUUAUUCUGAUUAUCCGCCACCAUACAAUGGAAGAUUAUUAGAAUGCAGGAAGAAAUUGAAGAAAGUGAGGUCCACCAAUAAUCAUAGGUCGUUACACACAGAAUCAUUCCCUAGAAGAGGAAAAUCUCAACCUGUUAGCGCAAAAACUUCAGGAAUAUCAACCCCAAUUGAAGAUUCAGAUGCAAACGAAGGUUUUGAGAGUUCAUCACCGACACUAAUCGUAAGGCAGACAGCGCUAAAAUUAUCAUCCUUGAAACUAAAGAGAAGCUUAACCAGAAGCGUAUCUCCGGACACAGAAUUAUUGAGGAGAAAGUUUGAUGCAAAUUCAAAGUUGCAUCAAGCCACAUGUUCUUCAGCUCUCAAGCUAGCGCAUUUCUGCGAUGGCCAUGACUUUCCACAUGAUCAAGGAACUAAAUCUAACAAAGAGUUUUCAAGUAUGAAGAUGUGUUCAUAUGCUUACUGCUCUGCUCAUGUCUGGUACCACGACGGGGAUUCGCCUUUGUGCUCCCCGAGGAGUAGGCGUCCGUUGAAGAACCCAAACAACACCAAAACCAAAUCGGAGAAUCAACGACCUGCUUCCAGGAAAGCAUCUCAGAGAGUCCGAAUUGCACACAAUGAGGAUUCCGUGAACGAUACAACAACCGAUUAUUGCGAAACGGAAACAGAUUUAGACGUCGAUGAUGAACACAACAAGUACAUACUUCAGCAGUCAGUGCGAAAAGCAUUUGAUGAGAUGCUUGUGCCGCAAGAAACUGAAGCACAGGUUGUCUCUCAAGAUAAUAAUCACUUAAAUUCUGAAGGGAUUGCAACCUCGAAUAAAGUCGUCGAAGAUAAGAGUGGAGAAAAUAAUAUUAACUCAUCAAUAUCCAAUGAAGAAACUGCUAAAGAAAAAGAAACUUGUGUGGAGUUAGGUAAUUCUAUUUCCACAACAAAGGAAGAGAGAAAAUCACAAAAAGGAUGGAGCAAUUUGAAAAAGUUAAUCCUCUUUAAGAGGUUUGUGAAGGCAUUAGAAGAGGCAAGAGAAUUCAACCGACGCAGAUACAGAGAUACACCUUUGGCCUGUGAUGGAGGCGUAAAAGCCGAAAGAGUCGAUCUAGAAAGACAUAUAACAGAAGAGGAAAAGAAUGCUGAGGAAUGGAUGCUUGAUUAUGCACUUCAGAAGGUAAUUGCUCAACCUCCUUCUACUCCUGCUAAACGAAAGAAAAGAGUAGCACUUCUUGUAGAAGCUUUUGAAACGGUUGUGCCCUUGGGACGACAAGAAGUUGUGCAUCGCCGGCGUUCGUCGCUUUCGAAUCGAGCAAGAUCAGCUAAAUAGGUCGAGUAAUUGUUCCUUCCUAUGAUGCUCACACAAAUAUAUUUUUCAUUGGCCAAAUUUUAUGAUGAGGACUGGAACAAACUCUCAAAAAUAACGGUGAUGAGAAGAUAAGUUCCAUUGCGGUUAAUGAAGAAAGUAUUUCAAGUGUGAAAGUUUAUGCCAAGAUUAAACAGUUAUUCUUUUGUCAAAAGACGAGAGUUUUUUUACGACAUGAUUAUUGCACAUCACUUCACAGGAUGAAAUUUAAUAACGAGAUUAGAUUAAGUUGCAACUUGAAAAC
This is a messenger RNA of Arachis ipaensis, 2076 nucleotides long. The record is from RefSeq and is a predicted model, not a curated record. NCBI's taxonomy places the organism in Eukaryota, Viridiplantae, Streptophyta, Magnoliopsida, Fabales, Fabaceae.